Messenger RNA from Carassius gibelio (silver crucian carp), 546 nucleotides. It is a transcript of the gene ndufb9, whose product is annotated as NADH:ubiquinone oxidoreductase subunit B9. Gene Ontology annotation, biological process: mitochondrial electron transport, NADH to ubiquinone. The record is from RefSeq and is a predicted model, not a curated record. NCBI's taxonomy places the organism in Eukaryota, Metazoa, Chordata, Actinopteri, Cypriniformes, Cyprinidae.
UUUCAGGGAUAAAUAUCGUUUCUAUGCAUGUUUGCUGCGAGCACGCUUUGAUGAGAACAAACAUGAGAAGGACAUGAUAAAGGCCACCAUGAUGCUGAAGGCAGGUGAGGAGGAAUUCUGGGCCAAUCAGCACCCGCAGCCUUACUUGUUCCCAGACUCUCCUGGAGGAACAUCCUAUGAAAGAUAUGAGUGCUACAAAGUUCCUGAAUGGUGUCUAGAUCAAUGGCAUCCCUCAGAGAAAGCUAUGUAUCCUGAUUACUUUGCUAAGAGAGAACUGUGGAAAAAGCUGCGGGUUCAGAGCUGGGAUAAAGAGGUCCAGCAGCUGCAAAAUGAAACCCCUGCUGAUGGCCCUAAAUCUGAGGCCCUGCCCCCAGCCCGUAAGGAAGGAGAACUCCCACCCCUGUGGUGGCAGUUUGUCACUCGUUCCAGAGAGCGUCCCAUGUAAGGAUGUGUUCCGAAGAUCAUUUAGCAUAGGUGUUUAAACCGGCCCUGUGUUUGUCAAACAACACUAUGCCCUAAAUCUUAAUUAAAGUAUAAUGCAAAUAA